CCGCCCCUAACGGGGCCUCAGACUCAAACCGCCACGGAAGUGAGCGGCUCACAUCGUGAGUUCGUGACGAGUUUGUGCGGCUCACAACGGACCACGAUGGCGUGGUCUGCGUGGGUGCCUCCCGUGUUCGCCACCCUCCUGCCGCACAUGGGCGGCAUUGCGGGCGGCGUGCUCACGCGCAGCGAGAUCAAGGGCUGGUACGAAGGGCUCAAGAAGCCGGAGUGGCGGCCGCCCAACCGGGCCUUCCCCGUGGUGUGGCCGCUGCUGUACACCGGCAUGGGGUACGCGUCGUACCUGGUGUGGCGUGACCUCGGGGGCUUCACCAGCGACGCCGUGACCCCGCUGGGCCUCUACGGGGCGCAGCUGGCUCUCAACUGGAUGUGGACCCCGAUCUUCUUCAAGGCUCACCGCAUGGGCUUGGCUUUUGCCGAGAUCCUGUUGCUCUCUGGCACGGCGGCGGCAACCGCCGUCAGCUGGUACCCCAUCAACAAGACGGCCGCCAUGCUCAUGGUGCCCUACCUGGCGUGGUUGAGCUUCGCCGCCGCGCUGAACUACCGGGUGUGGCAGGACAACAAGGGGGACGGGGAGGGCGAGAAGAAGGAAGGAUGAUGGCUCGCAGCGUGUCCGCAAGGCGCUCGCUUGCUCGAUUGUUGGGAGGCGAGAGCCACUGGAGCUGAUUGUUGUUCUUGUUGUUGCUGUUGUUGUUGCUGAGUCUGUCGUCCUAAACCCUGCGGCUUGCGAUCAUCGCACGAUGUAGUAUACUAGACUAUACACUACACUAUAGACUAGACUAUACACUACACUAUAGAGUACACUAUACACUACACUAUACAGUACACUAUAGAGUACACUAGUAUACACUACACUAUACACUACACUAUAUACUACUAUAUACUACACUAUAUACUACUAUACACUACACUAUAUACUACUAUAUACUACACUAUAUACUACACUAUAUACUACUACACACAACGCUAUACACUACUAUACACAGCGCUAUACACUACACUAUACACUACUACACACAGCGCUAUACACUACACUAUACACUACACUAUAUACUACUACACUAUACACUACUAUACACUACACUAUAUACUACUACACACAACGCUAUACACUACUAUACACAGCGCUAUACACUACACUAUACACUACACUAUACACUACUACACACAGCGCUAUACACUACACUAUACACUACACUAUACACUACUACACACGGCUAUACACUACACUAUACACUACACUAUACACUACUACACACAGCGCUAUACACUACACUACACACUAUACUACAACACACAGCGCUAUACACUACAAUAUACACUACUAUACACUACACUAUACACUACACACUACACUAUACACUACACUAUACACUACACUACACACUAUACUACUACACACAGCGCUAUACACUACUACACACAGUGCUAUACACUACACUAUACACUACACUAUACACUACACUAUACACUACACUAUACACUACACACGACUAUACCCCACCCCGCUUUAACUCGACAGCGCUGUACUCGGUUGAAAAAUGUCUCAAUCAAAUUUCUUGAGAACUCA
Messenger RNA from Lethenteron reissneri (Far Eastern brook lamprey), 1581 nucleotides. Its product is annotated as translocator protein-like. The record is from RefSeq and is a predicted model, not a curated record. Gene Ontology annotation, cellular component: mitochondrial outer membrane. Lineage: Eukaryota; Metazoa; Chordata; Hyperoartia; Petromyzontiformes; Petromyzontidae.